This is a messenger RNA of Dromaius novaehollandiae (emu), 1436 nucleotides long. RefSeq names its product abhydrolase domain containing 1 (gene ABHD1). The record is from RefSeq and is a predicted model, not a curated record. The coding region runs from base 65 to 1183 and encodes 372 amino acids. Lineage: Eukaryota; Metazoa; Chordata; Aves; Casuariiformes; Dromaiidae. Gene Ontology annotation, biological process: medium-chain fatty acid biosynthetic process; medium-chain fatty acid catabolic process. The transcript is spliced from 9 exons. Gene Ontology annotation, molecular function: monoacylglycerol lipase activity; acetylesterase activity.
CACUCGGGGGCGGGGCCUCGCGGUGUCGCCACUCGGGGGCGGGGCCUCGCGGCGCGGCGCGGCGAUGGCGGCCGAGGGGACCCCGGUGGCGGCGGCGGCGCCGCUCCCCGCCUGGCCGCGGCCCGUCCCGCUCCCGCCGCUGCUGCUGCUGCUGGCGGCCGCCGCCGCCGCCGCGCUCGGCUACUACUGGGCGCGGGUGCCGCAGCGGCCCCUGCUCGCCGGCGGCCCGCGGCUCCGCGCCUUCCUGCGGCGGCGCUGCCCGGUGGUGGCCGAGCCCUUCCGCCCCACGCCCUGGUGCUUCGAGGGCCGCCUCCAGACGCUGCUGCGCGCCCUGCUCCAGUCCCGCCCGCCCGCCGCCUACCGCAGCGAGCGGAUCCGCACCCCCGACGGCGGCCAGCUGCUGCUCGACUGGACCGACGGCGCGGGCAGCCGCCGGCACCCCGACCCCCGCGCCCGCCCCACCGUCCUGCUGCUCCCGGGCCUCGUCAGCGACAGCCGGGCGUCCUACGUGCUCCACCUCGUGCAGCAGGCCCGGCGGGCCGGGUACAGGUCGGUGGUGCUCAACCACCGGGGCUGCAAGGACGAGGAGCUGCUGACCCCCAGGACCUUCUGUGCCAGCAACACGGAGGACCUGGAGACGGCCAUCCGGCACAUCCGGGCCCGGCACCCGCAGGCCCCGCUCCUGGCCGUCGGCGUCUCCCUGGGCGGGAUCCUGGUGCUGAACUACCUGGCGCGGACGGGGCGGGCGGCCGGGCUGGUGGCCGCCAUGGCCAUCUCCGCCAGCUGGGACACCCUGGAGACCGCGGCGUCGCUGGAGACGCCCCUCAACGCCCUGCUCUUCAACCGGCACCUCGCGGCCGGCCUGCGCCAGCUCGCCCGCAGGCACCGGGCCGCGAUAGCCGACAGGGCCGACGUGGACUACGUCCUGCAGGCACGCACCAUCCGCGAGUUCGACGAGCGCUACACGGCCCCGGCCUUCGGCUACGGCAGCUGCCGCCAGUACUACGAGGCGGCCAGCCCCUCGCGCAAGCUCCGCGGCAUCCGCGUGCCCGUGCUCUGCCUCAACGCCGCCGACGACCCCUUCUGCCCCCGGCGCGGUGAGUGGGGCUGCGGGGCGCCGGGCCCCAUCGCGCGAUCCCCGUGGAGGCCGUGCGGCACCUGCCCCACGUGGCCCUGCUGGUGACGGCGCGCGGGGGACACAUCGGCUUCCUCGAGGGCCUCUUCCCCCGCCACGAGACCUACGCGGAUCGCGUCUUCGCCCAGUUCGUCACCGCCGUCUUCGAGCACGGCGAGGAGCUGAGCCAGCUGGACGAGGGCCCCGGCGGCGCCGCGGAGGAGGCCGCUGAGCCGGCUGCUCCCUGACCCCCCAAUAAAGCCGCUCCGGCUGCGCCUCCCCGAGCUGGGGGGAGCAAGGCGGGAGCAGGAGGACGACGAGA